CAAUCGUAAUCUAAACUUCAUGUGUUUAGUUCAUAAAUUCUAAUUUGUAUAAUACUAAUUUAUUACAUCAAAGGAAACCAUGUUGCAUUAAAGAACCAUCAAACGACUUCUUAGCUUAUUUUUCUUCAAAAAAGAAAAAAAAAGAAAGAAAAAAAAAAGAGAAAAGACUUGUUGGCUUCUUCAUCACAACACGGAUACGUCAUUUUCUGAAAUUGAGUUUCUCCUCCAAAUCAAUUUUCCGUUUUCAACAUCCCCAACAGGAACGCAAUUAAUUUAGGCGAUUCGGAGAUAUUGGCAGCGGCGAUUGGUCGGUAUUGGCAGCGGCGAUUGAACGGUAUUGGCAGCGGCGAUUGGUUGAUAUUGGCAGCGGCGAUUGGUCGAUAUUGGCAGAGGCGGCUGUGUGAGAACAACGACACUGAUUUUCUCACACGAUUAGGCGGCAUUGGCAGCGGCGAUUGGUCGGCAUUGGGGAGAGGUGGUUGGGUGAAAAACGACGACAUUGAUUUUUGAUCGGGGCGCUACUUGUGUGCAUACGGAUGCAGAUGCGGAGAGAAGCAAAAGAAAGAAGCUUCGAGGCUUUGGGGUGUAAACAGGAAGCUGACAGGCCUGAAUAGGCUCUUGAUGGAGGAGAAUGGCCGGUUUCAGAAGCAGAAAUUUCUGGGAAUGGAAGAAGAAGAAACGGGGGACAAUAAUAUUUCUGGGAAGAACCAUGAGCAGCAGAAAGAAAGCACCGGUUUAGAUGAUAAUAUAGCGAUAUCUAAAGCUUCAAAUGCAGAAAUACCUAUUAAUUAUGUAGAUAAUGUGAGUGCUGAAAAUGUUUUAAGAGGAGUUGAUUCGGCUUCUCCUGUUUUAGAAGAUGGUCUUUUUGAGCCUGUUUCACUAAAAGAUCAGGAUAAAAAUGGUAAGGAAAUAAAUCAGUCAUUAAGUCCUGAAGAGUUGAGACAUUCGUCUAUUGAAAAUGAGGAUGCGUUUGAGUUCUCCUUCGCAAGUGUUGACACAUCUGGGUUUGAUUCUCCCCCUGACGCAGAGGUACAUCACAACCGCUAUUCAAGCCCUGGGCCUGAGAGAAACUCCAAUUAUGACCUCAAAGAGUCCUCAUCUUCAGCUAGUCUUGAUUCUGCUAUGCAUUUUUAUGGAGAUAGUGGAUACUCUCCUGCCGACUCACCUCAAAAGCCCAAGCCUAAACAGGUCAUGCCUAAUGUGUCUCCAGAGCUCUUGCAUUUAGUAGAUUCAGCUAUAAUGGGGAAGGCUGAAAGCUUGGAGAAGCUGAAAAAUGUUGUUAGUGGUGCUGAGAAUUUUGGAGGAGAUGGUGAGGCUGUUGCUAUGUCUUACUUAGUCGUCGAUUCACUUCUUGCCACUAUGGGAGGUGUUGAGUCUUUUGAAGAGGAUGAGGAUAAUCCACCCAGUGUGAUGCUGAACUCUAGGGCUGCUAUAGUGGCAGGUGAGCUCAUUCCUUGGCUUCCUGACAUUGGGGAUUUUGGGGGUCUCAUGUCUCCUAGGACUCGGAUGGUGAGAGGAUUGCUAGCUAUUUUGCGUGCUUGCACAAGGAACAGAGCAAUGUGCUCUUUGGCUGGUUUACUGAGAGUACUACUUCGCUCUGCUGAGAGAAUAUUUGUUCAGGAUAUUUCUUCAAAGGAGAAAAUUAAAUGGGAUGGGACUCCUCUGUGCUACUGCAUUCAGUACUUAGCUGGGCAUUCUCUUACCCCAGGUGAUCUGCACUGCUGGCUUGAAGUCAUUAAUAGAACUCUCCCUACGGCGUGGUCAGCUCGUCUAUUAAAUUCGUUGGAGAAAGCCAUGGGUGGAAAAGAGGUCAGGGGUCCAGCGAGUACUUUUGAGUUUGAUGGUGAAAGCUCUGGUCUGUUAGGUCCAGGGGAGAGCAGAUGGCCUUUUAUCAAUGGAUUUGCGUUUGCAACUUGGAUCUACAUCGAAUCAUUUGCAGAUAAUAUAAGUACAGCAACCACUGCUGCUGCAAUUGCAAUGGCUGCUGCUGCCACAUCAGGGAAAGCAUCUCCCAUGUCAGCAGCUGCAGCUGCUAGUGCAUUAGCUGGGGAAGGCACGGCACACAUGCCUCGGCUGUUCAGUUUCUUAUCGGCUGACAAUCAUGGGAUGGAAGCAUAUUUUCAUGCACAAUUUUUAGUUGUUGAAUGUGGAAGUGGAAAGGGAAAAAAAGCUUCUCUACAUUUUACUUACGCAUUCAAGCCACAAUGUUGGUAUUUUGUUGGCCUUGAACACACUUGCAAACAGGGUCUCCUCGGAAAGUCAGAAAGUGAGAUGAGGUUGUAUGUUGAUGGUUCCUUGUAUGAAAGUCGUCCUUUUGAUUUUCCGAGAAUUUCUAAGCCACUUGCAUUUUGCUGCAUUGGGACUAAUCCCCCUCCAACUAUGGCUGGAUUACAGCGUCGCAGACGCCAGUGCCCUUUGUUUGCUGAGAUGGGCCCUGUGUAUAUAUUCAAGGAACCUAUUGGGCCAGAAAGGAUGGCACGGUUGGCUAAUAGAGGAGGAGAUGUGCUGCCUUCAUUUGGCAGUGGUGCUGGAUCCCCUUGGUUAGCAACAAAUGAACACAUUCAAAAAAUGGCACGGGAUAGUGCUCUUCUGGAUACUGAAAUUGCUGGAUGCCUUCAUCUACUGUACCAUCCGAACUUGCUCAGUGGACGUUACUGUCCAGAUGCUUCUCCUUCUGGUGCUGCAGGGAUGCUCCGAAGGCCUGCAGAGGUUCUUGGUCAAGUGCAUGUUGCUACAAGAAUGCGCCCAACAGAAGCUCUCUGGGCCUUGGCUCAUGGAGGUCCCUUAUUCUUGCUUCCAUUGGUAGUUAGUGAUGUGCAUGAGAAUAGCCUGGAGCCACGUCGAAGUCACCAUUCUUCGUCUUUGGCCACAACUGCGCUUGCUGCUCCCAUAUUCAGAAUUAUCUCUUUGGCCAUUAGGCACCCAGGAAACAAUGAAGAGUUGUGUCGCCGUAGAGGCCCUGAAAUAUUAUCACGGAUCUUGAAUUAUCUCCUGCAAACUUUGUCUUCACCCGACACCUCUGAGCGUGAUGGAGAUGAAGAACUUGUUGCUGCUAUUGUCUCUUUAUGUCAGUCGCAGAAGUUCAACCAUACACUCAAAGUGCAACUUUUCAGUACAUUGCUACUUGAUCUGAAAAUUUGGAGAUUAUGCAGUUAUGGACUGCAAAAGAAACUCUUGUCAUCACUUGCUGAUAUGGUUUUCACCGAGUCAUCGGUAAUGCGAGAUGCUAAUGCUAUCCAGAUGCUUCUAGAUGGUUGCAGGCGAUGCUAUUGGAUUGUUCGUGAAAGUGACUCUGUCAAUACAUUUUCGACGAGUAAGGAUGGCCAUCUUGUUGGCGAAGUGAAUGCUUUAGUUGAUGAACUUUUAGUGGUUAUUGAACUAUUAGUUGUGGCAGCUCCACCAUCGUUGGCAGCAGACGAUGUCCGCUGUUUGUUGGGUUUCAUGGUUGACUGUCCCCAAUCAAAUCAGGUUGCCAGGGUGUUGCAUCUCAUUUACCGGUUGGUAGUUCAGCCAAAUAAAUCCAGGGCUCAAACCUUUGCUGAGGCAUUUAUAUCAUGUGGUGGCAUAGAAACACUUUUAGUUCUGCUGCAGCGCGAAACAAAAGCUGGAGACUGUGAUGUUCCAGAGGUGUUAGCCGAACAUGAUGAGGCUUUAGCCUCCAUCAACACAGAUGUAGAUGAAUCAGAAGUAGCCUCUUCAAAAAUUGGUCAUAGUGAUGGGGGAUCCUCGGAGAGGCGAGAUUUGAGUUUACAUGAGAAUGUUCGUGAAACUGAGAAGUUUACAGGUCCUAUUGUAUCUAACAUUGAAAGGAUGUCAUCCAUCUCUGAAAAUCCUUUCAAUAGAAACCUGGGUGGUAUAAGUUAUUCAAUAAGUGCUGAAAAUGCACGAAAUAAUGUGUAUAAUAUUGACAAAAGUGACGGUAUCGUUGUAGGGAUAAUUAACCUCUUGGGUGCUUUAGUGAUAUCUGGACAUUUGAAAUUUGAUUCACCUCCUCUUCUAGAUGUGAAAAACAACAUUCUCGAUAUGCUUGAGGGAGGAGGUACCAUGUUUGAUGAUAAGGUUUCUCUCCUUCUUUUUGGUCUACAAAAGGCCUUCCAAGCAGCACCUAACCGGCUUAUGACAUCCAACGUAUACACGGCAUUAUUGGCUGCCUCGAUAAACGUGUCUUCAGCAGAUGAUGGAUUAAACUUCCAUGAUUCUGGUCAUCGUUUCGAGCACUUUCAGAUUCUGUUAGUUCUGCUUCGUUCUCUUCCGUACGCAUCAACAACAUUGCAAAGCCGAGCACUACAGGAUCUUCUGAUUUUGGCUUGCAGUCAUCCAGAAAAUAGAAGUAGCCUGACAAAAAUGGACGAAUGGCCUGAGUGGAUUUUGGAGAUUCUCAUAUCUAACUAUGAGACAACCGGAACUAAAAAUUUGAAUCAAUCCAGCUUGAGAGAUGUAGAAGACUUUAUACACAAUUUCCUGAUUAUUAUGUUAGAGCAUUCGUUGCGCCAGAAGGAUGGAUGGAAGGAUAUUGAAGCUACAAUUCAUUGUGCAGAAUGGCUGUCUAUGGUUGGUGGUUCUAGCACUGGAGAAUUAAGGAUCAGACGAGAGGAGUCAUUGCCCAUUUUCAAAAGACGGCUAUUAGGUGGCUUGCUGGACUUCGCUGCCAGAGAAUUGCUAGCUCAGACUCAGGUUAUUGCUGCAGCAGCUGCUGGUGUGGCAGCUGAGGGAUUGGCACCUAAAGAUGCAAAGAUUGGAGCAGAGAAUGCUGCUCAGCUCUCUGUGGCUUUGGUUGAGAAUGCAAUUGUGAUCUUAAUGCUUGUUGAGGACCAUUUGCGGUUACAAAGCAAACUCUACAGUGCUUCAUGUUUGCCAACUACAACUGUGUCCCCACUUUCAAAUGUAUUGCCUGCACGCGGCCAUUCUACGAGUACACAGGAUGGAGAAACUACAUCUCGUAAUUCAUCAUCUAGUGAAUCUGGAGGACUCCCUCUUAAUGUUCUUGCUGCAAUGGCUGAUGCUAAUGGGCAAAUUUCAACAGCUGUAAUGGAACGACUGACUGCUGCAGCGGCAGCAGAACCUUAUGAAUCAGUUUCCUGUGCUUUCGUGUCAUAUGGAAGCUGUGUCAUAGAUUUAGCUGAAGGAUGGAAAUACAGAAGUCGACUGUGGUAUGGUGUUGGACUUCCACUAGAGGCAUCAUUAUUCGGUGGAGGUGGCGGUGGUCGGGAAUCUUGGAAAUCUGCAUUAGAGAAGGAUGCUGAUGGAAACUGGAUUGAACUUCCACUAGUAAAGAAGUCUGUUGCCAUGCUUCAAGCUUUGCUAUUAGAUGAGUCCGGACUUGGUGGGGGUCUGGGUAUUGGUGGAGGGUCUGGUACUGGGAUGGGAGGCAUGUCAUCACUUUACCAGUUAUUGGAUAGCGACCAACCAUUUCUCUGUAUGCUCCGUAUGGUGCUUGUGUCAUUAAGGGAGGAUGAUGAUGGUGAAAACCAUAUGCUAAUCAGGCAUGCAAGUACUGAAGAUGGGUUAGUAGAGGAUUUACGUCGACACACUAAUCGUGCUGCAUCUUUUGACAAAAACACCAGAAUGACUAGAAAGCCACGAUCCGCGUUGCUUUGGAGUGUUUUGUCUCCUAUCUUGAACAUGCCAAUUGCUGAGACAAAGAGGCAGCGAGUUUUGGUUGCAUCAUGUGUCCUAUAUUCUGAGGUGUGGCACGCUAUUGGGAAGGACCGAAGUCCUGUACGCAAACAAUAUCUGGAGGCCAUCUUACCUCCUUUUGUUGCUGUUCUAAGAAGAUGGCGGCCUCUAUUGGCAGGGAUUCACGAACUUGCUACUGCAGAUGGUGUAAAUCCCCUUGUUGCUGACGACCGUGCCUUGGCUGCAGAUGCUUUACCUGUUGAGGCUGCUCUUGCUAUGAUAUCGCCUAGCUGGGCUGCUUCUUUUGCCUCACCUCCUGCUGCGUUAGCAUUAGCAAUGAUUGCAGCUGGUGCUGCUGGUGGAGAAACCACCGCUCCUCCAACUGCCUCACAUCUCCGGCGUGACUCAUCAUUACUUCAGCGGAAAACCACUAGACUCCAUACGUUUUCAAGCUUUCAGAAACCUUUAGAGUCACCGAACAAAUCGCCAGCCGUUCCAAAGGACAAGGCUGCUGCGAAAGCAGCUGCAUUGGCUGCUGCGAGAGACCUUGAGCGUAAUGCAAAAAUUGGCUCAGGGAGAGGUCUCAGUGCCGUGGCAAUGGCUACAUCAGCGCAGCGUCGGAGUUCAAGUGAUGCUGAACGCGUAAAGAGAUGGAAUGCUUCUGAAGCUAUGGGAGUUGCAUGGAUGGAAUGCUUACAAUCGGUGGACUCAAAAUCUGUAUAUGCCAAGGAUUUCAAUGCUCUUUCCUACAAGUAUAUUGCCGUCCUUGUCGGAAGUUUAGCUUUGGCUAGGAACAUGCAGCGAUCUGAGAUUGACAGGAGGUCGCAAGUUGAUGUAAUAGCUCACCAUCGAUUAUACACUGGAAUACGUGAAUGGCGCAAGCUUAUCCACUGCUUGAUAGAGAUGAAAUGUCUAUUUGGGCCUCUUAGUGAAGAUUUGUGCAAUCCUAAGCAGGUUUUCUGGAAGCUAGAUUUCAUGGAAAGUUCUUCAAGGAUGAGGAGGAUUAUGCGUAGAAACUACCAAGGUUCAGAUCACCUUGGUGCUGCUGCGAAUUAUGAAGAUUAUAUGGAUCAGAAACAAAAAGGUGUAAGUCCAUCUAAAGCCUCCAUCUUAGCUGCAGAAGCCAUCUCAACUGAGUUAGGAAAUGAGGAGGACGAACAUGACACAGCGUAUUUGGAUGUUAGCCCAAGUGGUGAACAGCCUGGGGACAUUCAGACCAUCCCAUUUGGACCUGGUGAGCAGCCAUUUACCUCGACAGAGUCCACAGACCCGCCAGUUACUAAUGAGCAAGAUUCAGCACCGAUCCCCGAAACUGUUGCCCCUGGCUAUGUUCCUUUUGAGCAUAAUGAAAGAAUUAUUCUUGAGCUUCCAUCAUCGAUGGUCCGUCCACUAAAGGUUCUAAGAGGAACUUUUCAAGUAACAACUAGAAGCAUCAAUUUUAUUGUUGAUCACACGGAUAAUAGUGCUGUGGGAGACAUGGACCGCAAUGGUGUUAAUGGAGUUCAAGAAAAGGAUCAAUGUUGGUUGAUGUCAUCAGUUCACCAAGUAUACAGCAGAAGGUACCUUUUGAGAAGAAGUGCACUGGAAUUGUUCAUGGUUGACCGGUCAAAUUACUUUUUUGAUUUUGGGAACACUGAGGGACGAAGAAAUGCAUAUCGAGCUAUUGUUCAAGCCCGUCCUCCUCACUUGAAUAAUAUCUACCUUGCAACUCAGAGACCUGAACAGCUUCUAAAAAGAACUCAGCUUAUGGAACGUUGGGCUAGGUGGGAGAUUAGCAAUUUCGAAUAUUUAAUGCAGCUUAACACAUUGGCUGGACGCAGCUAUAAUGAUAUUACACAGUAUCCUGUAUUCCCGUGGAUCCUUUCUGAUUACAGCUCACAAAAUUUGGAUCUUUCAAGUCCUUCUUCUUUUCGAGACCUCUCAAAGCCAAUUGGUGCCCUGAAUGCUGAAAGACUACAAAAAUUCCAAGAGAGAUACUCCAGCUUUGAUGAUCCAGUCAUCCCCAAAUUCCAUUACGGCUCACAUUAUUCCACUGCUGGAACAGUAUUGUAUUACCUCACAAGAGUAGAACCUUUUACCACCCUCUCCAUCCAACUUCAAGGUGGCAAGUUUGAUCAUGCUGACAGAAUGUUCUUGGACAUUGCCGCAACUUGGAAUGGAGUUCUUGAGGACAUGAGUGACGUAAAGGAAUUGGUUCCUGAGCUAUUUUAUCUCUCAGAGGUUUUGACCAAUGAAAACUCUAUCGACUUUGGUACAACACAACUUGGUGCAAAGCUUGGCUCAGUCCGACUUCCUCCAUGGGCUGAAAAUGAAGUUGACUUUGUCCAUAAGCAUCGGAUGGCUCUUGAGAGUGAGCAUGUCUCAGAACAUUUGCAUGAAUGGAUUGAUCUUAUAUUUGGAUACAAACAACGUGGAAAAGAAGCUAUUCAGGCAAAUAACGUAUUCUUUUAUAUUACGUAUGAAGGAACUGUAGAUAUUGAUAAAAUAUCGGAUCCAGUACAACAGCGUGCUGCCCAAGAUCAAAUUUCGUACUUCGGCCAAACCCCAUCUCAACUUCUAACCACACCUCACAUGAAACGGAUGCCUCUGGCAGACGUUCUUCACAUGCAGACCAUUUUCCGGAAUCCGAGGGAGGUUAGGCCGUACAUGGUUCCCUACCCGGAACGCUGCAAUCUGCCUGCUUCUGCCAUUCAUGCAUCUUCGGACUCUCUUAUAAUUGUCGAUGUAAAUGCUCCGGCAGCACACAUAGCACAACAUAAGUGGCAACCAAACACACCUGAUGGACAGGGUGCACCUUUCCUUUUUGAGCAUGGGAAACCUGAUGCAGGUGCUGCUGGUGGAGCUUUUAUGCGAAUGUUUAAAGGGCCAACGGCCUCUGGAUCAGAAGAGUGGCACUUUCCACAGGCACUGGCAUUUCCAACUUCUGGAAUCCGAAGCAGUGCUAUAGUUUCAAUCACUUGUAACAAGGAAAUAAUCACUGGAGGGCAUGUAGAUAACAGCAUUAAGCUGAUUUCAGCCGAUGGAGCAAAAACCUUGGAAGUAGCGAGAGGGCAUUUUGGUCCAGUGACGUGCCUCUCUAUAUCCCCUGACAGCAACUAUCUUGUGACUGGUUCUCGAGACACAACACUUAUAGUCUGGAGAAUACAUCGUUCAUCCAUUUCACGUUCUUCGGAACCUUCCAGCAAUCCAGGCACACCCACAUCCAUAACUGGAAACAACUUAGCAUCAGACAGGAAUAGUAAAAGUCGCCGAAUCGAGGGCCCCUUGCACGUCCUUCGAGGUCACCUAAGUGAAGUAACAUGCUGUGCAGUUAGUUCUGACCUUGGAAUUGUUGCUUCAUGCUCCAAUUCUUCAGAUGUCUUGAUUCAUUCUAUAAGGCGUGGACGAAUCAUUACAAGGCUUUCUGGUGUUGAAGCUCACUCUUUGUGCCUAUCGCCUGAUGGGAUUAUUAUGACCUGGAACAAGUAUCUUUCUACUCUCACCACAUUUACUCUUAACGGGACCCUGAUUGCUAAGAAACAGCUUCCGCUUUCGUCGAGCGUUAGCUGUAUUGAGGUUUCUGCCGAUGGUUGUAGUGCUUUGGUUGGACUAAACCCAUCUAGGGAAAAUGACCGAAGCUCUGAUUUGAAGUUUGCAAGACAUGGGAAUGAAGAUUGUCAAGUUGAUGAAGCGAAUAGACUGGAUUUACCUUUACCUUGUAUCUGCUUCUUUGAUCUCUAUACUCUCAAGGUCCUUCAUACGUUGAAACUUGCACAAGGACAAGAUAUUACCACUGUCGCUUUGAAUAAGGAUAGUACAAAUCUUUUGGUGUCAACAGCAAAUAGACAAUUGAUAAUAUUCACAGAUCCUUCUUUGAGCUUAAAAGUUGUCGAUCACAUGCUCAAACUGGGAUGGGAAGGAGAUGGAUUAACCCCCCUUAUAGAGUGAGUUCUGAAAUGAUAAAAAAUAUUUGCCUUUUGAGGGGACUUCAUAUGCAAUUUUGACACGAUGAUGCCAAAUUCACUUCUAUUGAUGUCGAUGAAACAUGAAAGUUUUGCGCGUGAACUGGUUAUUUGUAUUUUUUUAAAACAACGAUGAAUAGGCAAAGUUUUGUUGCACGAAAGGCCUCAUGUGACUUUUAUGCUCAUAUUAUACAUUUUCUCCAUUUAUUUCAGAUAUUAUGGUGUAUAUAUAUAUAUUUGUUUUGGGUGCUAGUACACAGAAAUCAGGAUUUUUUUAACUUCACG
Molecule: messenger RNA, 9842 nt
Organism: Erythranthe guttata (spotted monkey flower)
Lineage: Eukaryota; Viridiplantae; Streptophyta; Magnoliopsida; Lamiales; Phrymaceae
Product: WD-40 repeat family protein / beige-like protein
Molecular function (GO): protein binding
Source: RefSeq, a predicted model, not a curated record